Molecule: messenger RNA, 626 nt
Organism: Arabidopsis lyrata subsp. lyrata
Lineage: Eukaryota; Viridiplantae; Streptophyta; Magnoliopsida; Brassicales; Brassicaceae
Product: protein PHLOEM PROTEIN 2-LIKE A5-like
Exons: 3
Coding region: 1-612 (203 amino acids)
Biological process (GO): signal transduction
Source: RefSeq, a predicted model, not a curated record
AUGACAUUCUUCUCUCCCACUCAGGUGUUCUUGAACUACCGGGGAGCGCAACUGCGUUACAGCUUCGUGAGGCACCUCAUUGAUGCUUUUGAAAGGAAUGAGAUAAACUUCUUCGUAGACAAAUAUGAGCAGAGAGGCAAAGACCUCAAAAAUCUCUUUCUUAGGAUCCAAGAAUCGAGGAUCGCUCUGGCCAUCUUCUCUACGAGAUACACCGAGUCGAGCUGGUGUAUGGAUGAGUUGGUGAAGAUGAAGAAACUUGCUGAUAAAGGAAAGCUCCAUGUCAUUCCAAUCUUCUACAAGGUCAAGGUAGAAGACGUUAGAAAACAGACAGCUGAGUUUGGUGACAACUUCUGGACGCUCGCAAAGGUUUCGAGUGGAGAUCAGAUCAAGAAAUGGAAAGAAGCCUUGGAAUGUAUCUCCAACAAGAUGGGUUUGUCGUUGGGAGACAAGAGCUCUGAAGCCGAUUUUGUCAAGGAAGUUGUUAAGGCGGUUCAGAGUGUUGUAGCAGUCAUUGGACUUGAGGAAGGAGAGAAUCAUUUUGGGAAAAAGAAGAGAAAGGAUUGCAAAUGUGAACUUCCUGAUUUCAAGAAAAGCAGAACCAAAAAGUUGUGACGUAAGAAAAUGUU